Messenger RNA from Athene cunicularia (burrowing owl), 1671 nucleotides. RefSeq names its product ubiquitin conjugating enzyme E2 Q2 (gene UBE2Q2). The transcript has 13 exons. Lineage: Eukaryota; Metazoa; Chordata; Aves; Strigiformes; Strigidae. The coding region runs from base 16 to 1074 and encodes 352 amino acids. The record is from RefSeq and is a predicted model, not a curated record.
UGACAGGACGCCGAGAUGACAAGCGCAAACCCAGGCUGCGGUUUUUCUCAGCAGAAAAGGAGUGCGGUGAGGCGGGAGGACCGCGUGCCCCGCCGCGGGGCUGAGCAGGAGAGGAGGAGACAAGGGGAGUCUUACCCCUCUUCAUCACCAAUAUGGUUUGUAGAAUCAGAUGACCCAAACCUGACUUCAGUCUUAGAGCGUUUAGAAGAUAUUAAGAAGAGCAAUACUCUGCUUCUUCAACAGCUGAAGCGAUUAAUAUGUGACCUCUGCAGAUUAUAUAAUCUUCCUCAGCAUCCAGAUGUUGAAAUGUUAGAUCAGCCGUUACCAGCUGGACAGAAUGGAACAACAGAAGAAGUUACAUCAGAAGAGGAGGAAGAGGAAGAUAUGGGUGAAGACAUUGAAGAUCUGGAUCACUAUGAUAUGAAGGAGGAGGAACCAGUUGAUGGGAAGAAAUCUGAGGAUGAAGGCAUUGAAAAAGAGAACCUUGCAAUCUUAGAAAAAAUCAGAAAAAAUCAAAGGCAAGAUCACUUAAAUGGUGCAGUCUCUGGGUCAGUUCAGGCUUCAGAUCGACUUAUGAAAGAACUCAGGGAUAUAUAUAGAUCACAGAGUUAUAAAACAGGGAUAUAUUCAGUGGAACUGGUAAAUGACAGCUUGUAUGAAUGGCACGUUAAGCUUCUAAAGGUUGAUCCUGAUAGCCCACUGCAUAGUGAUCUUCAGGUCUUAAAAGAAAAAGAAGGUGUAGAAUACAUUUUACUCAACUUCUCUUUUAAGGAUAACUUCCCUUUUGAUCCUCCUUUUGUGCGAGUGGUGUCUCCUGUGCUCACAGGAGGGUAUGUCCUAGGUGGAGGUGCAUUAUGCAUGGAACUUCUUACUAAACAGGGCUGGAGCAGUGCCUAUUCAAUAGAAUCAGUCAUCAUGCAGAUCAAUGCCACUUUAGUCAAAGGAAAAGCCAGAGUACAGUUUGGAGCCAAUAAGAAUCAAUAUAAUCUAGCAAGAGCACAGCAGUCCUAUAAGUCACUAGUACAAAUACAUGAGAAAAAUGGCUGGUACACUCCUCCAAAAGAAGAUGGCUAACAUUGAGGACUCUUGUAUACCUGGACCAAUGUCAACAAAACAAGCUCUUUUUUAUGUUUUCCAACACACAGACUCAAGCUAUGAGUGCCCCUAUAACAGCUGUACUGAAGACUUUAGCUAUUAGAUAAGUUAGUGGAUAAUCUUGUCAACUGACACGUAAAGUAUAAGUUACAGCCUUACCAUUCCGCUCUUCUUAGGUAUCUGGACUGAGCAGUUUGGGCCUUUACCAUAUUUGUUCUUAUGGAUUAGGCAUAUUUGGGCCACGCCCUCCCUUCUCCCUUUUUUUUAUUUGAAAGCAUAAACUCCCUACAGCAGGCUAUCGACUUACUAAAGAUCAUUCAAUAGGAGUGAGUUGUUCACACACUUUUGUGUAUUUCUUACUUUUUGCAAAAUGCAGACUGCAGAGACUUGCGUUGUAUCGUUUCAUUUAAUGCCAAGAAGUUUAAUACAUUGUUUAAUACUGUUUUAGGAAAUGUCAGGUCUUGCAAAUCACAGUAGUUUUUCUGGUCAAAAAAGACAGCAUUUGUAGUAUUUCCAAAUUAAUGAUAUAGGAGAAACACAUGUAUGUUAAGUCAUUAAACAUUUUUCAUGGCUGUA